Ailuropoda melanoleuca (giant panda) is the source of this 6162-nucleotide messenger RNA. RefSeq names its product G-patch domain containing 2 like (gene GPATCH2L). The coding region runs from base 112 to 1551 and encodes 479 amino acids. The record is from RefSeq and is a predicted model, not a curated record. NCBI's taxonomy places the organism in Eukaryota, Metazoa, Chordata, Mammalia, Carnivora, Ursidae. The transcript is spliced from 10 exons.
CACCCCUCCGGCCCAGACCGGAAAUGAGGUCAGAAAGGGAAACCCCAGCGGGGAGACUCGGCCCCAAAAGCGGCGGCCAUUGGAGGUGGCUGCGGCAGCUGAUGUGGCCUCAUGGAUGAGCUGGUACAUGACUUAGCCUCAGCCUUGGAGCAGACAUCUGAGCAGAAUAAGCUUGGUGAGCUGUGGGAGGAAAUGGCCCUGAGCCCUCGGCAGCAGAGGCGGCAGCUUCGCAAAAGGAGAGGCCGGAAGCGCCGUUCGGACUUCACUCACCUGGCAGAGCAUACCUGCUGCUACAGUGAGGCCUCUGAGUCAAGUCUCGAUGAGGCCAUUAAGGACUGUCGAGAAAUGGCUCCUGUUGCCAAUUUUAGUGACUCUGAUGACACAAUGGUAGCCAAACGGCACCCAGCUCUCAAUGCCAUUGUUAAGAGUAAGCAGCACUCUUGGCAUGAAUCUGACUCCUUUACCGAAAAUGCACCAUGUCGACCCCUCCGGCGCCGGCGGAAGGUGAAGCGAGUGACAUCAGAGGUGGCUGCCAGCCUUCAGCAGAAGCUCAAGGUGUCAGAUUGGAGCUAUGAGAGAGGCUGCAGGUUCAAGUCUGCUAAGAAGCAGCGUCUGUCCCGUUGGAAGGAGAAUACUCCCUGGACCUCCUCAGGUCAUGGGUUGUGUGAAUCAGCGGAAAAUAGGACUUUCCUAAGCAAAACAGGAAGGAAAGAAAGGAUGGAGUGUGAAGCAGAUGAACAAAAACAGGGCUCUGAUGAGAACAUGUCAGAAUGUGAAACCAGCAGUGUGUGUAGCAGCAGUGACACAGGGCUCUUUACCAACGAUGAAGGACGGCAAGGGGAUGAUGAGCAGAGCGAUUGGUUCUAUGAGGGAGAAUGUGUCCCAGGAUUCACUGUCCCUAAUCUUCUGCCAAAGUGGGCUCCUGAUCAUUGCCCUGAAGUAGAAAGAAUGGAUUCUGGACUGGACAAACUUUCCGAUUCCACAUUCCUUUUACCUUCUCGACCAGCUCAAAGAGGGUACCAUGCCCGCUUGAAUCGUCUGCCUGGAGCUGCAGCUCGAUGCCUCAGAAAGGGCCGAAGAAGGCUUGUUGGGAAGGAGACCAGCAUAAGUACUGAGAGAAUAGGCCACAUCAUUAGUGACCCUCGGCAGAAGGAAAAGAAUAAAGCAUUGGCUUCUGAUUUUCCUCACAUUUCUGCUUGUGCACAUGAGUUUAAUCCCCUGUCUCCCCUUUACUCCUUGGAUGUUCUCACUGAUGCUUCUCACCGAAGAUGUUCACCAGCACACUGCUCUGCCAGACAGGCAAACAUACACUUGGGACCCCCAUGUUCACGUGACAUCAAGAGGAAACGGAAACCUGUAGCCACAGCGUCUCUGUCCAGCCCAAAUGCAGUUCACGUGGAUGUAGUGGAACCAACCACACCAGCAUCGCAGGUCCAGAAAUCUCCAAACCCUGAGUGGUUGGUCAGGACCUCUGCCACAGAGAAAGCCACUGACUCAGCUGCAGCCACGUUUUUUAAAAUGCCACCAGAAAAGAGCCCUGGAUACAGCUAGAGAGCAGGAUUCCACCCACCAGGAGCCACUGGGUGUUGUGAAACGCAUCCUAGACUUGGUAUCGCAGAGUCUUGCAUAUUGUAAUUGACAUUCCCAGCCCUUUCACCACCAGGAUGACCCUUCUUUCAAAAAAAGCAGUGGACUCUUUCUCUUAGAAAAUCAUGUUGUGGAAAUAUGGUUUUUUUUUUUAAAAGAAAAAGUAAAGUAUUGCAGCAGCAUUUUUAAAAAAAAAAAAAAAAAAGGUCAUCCUAUGCUAUGUUUGUUACAUUGCGGUCGCUGUCCCAGCAGCUGCCUACAGCUCCGUUUACAGAGCUGUUGCUUUUUGCAGGUAUGUCUCUUUUCUUGAAAAACUAGUAACUGCUUUUGCAUACUUUCUGUGUAGAGCUUUUAAUAUCAUUUGAGGAAGUCCCAAAUUUGUAGCCAGUUCUAGACAGAUGUAAACACUGAGUUGAGACCUGUGUGUGGAAUUGUGUUUACAGGAGAUAGAGUUUUGCCUUUGAGCCUGGUCUUGAUUCACUGAGAGUGCCAAUAAGCCAAAUUCAUCAAGUUCUCAUUUGGGAGCCUCAGAGGAGACACCAGCAGCGCAGACAGUGGGAACUUCUUCCAUUUUUCUACACGGCCUAAUGGGAUCUCCCGCAGCUGGACUGUACUUUGCCUCGUCUCCAGAGUUGGUGUUCUCCCGCAGGAGGAUAUGUACAUUCAUCAUGUAAUGAAGAAAUGGGUUAGUUGUUCAGCAAACUUAAAAUAGUCGGCGGAUUGUGUCUUAAUACUUCAUGUCACAGUGUAAGCUUUUAUGUACGAAAUGGGACUUUUAUCGUUAGCUUAUAGGUCAAUAACCUGCAGCAGAAGUUCACACUCUAUUAUAAUAAUGGCUUCUUGGGGCCAUACUUUGGGGAGAAAAAUGUCUUUUUGACAUGGCUGUAUACUUGGCGUGUAUAUGACGGCUCAGCUGCGUGUGGAGUUAUACAUACAGCAUGCCUGAAGUUGGAUGCUACUUUGUCAAAAUGAGGACUAAGUGACUGCCUGGAGCUGCUGGAGAAAAGCCACCCUUUCUAGAAAAGUAUUAUGAAGAGUGUCUGUCAUUUGGGGGCCUGUUUGACAGAAGGGUUCUUUUUUGUACGAAUUGAGUACAUUAACUCUGAAGUACAGAGAAACUGUUCUCUAAGUGCCCACUUCUCUGGUAACAUUCCAGAGGAACUCCCCACCCUGCCCCUGGAUAUUUCCUGUGCUUGAAUAGGUGCCGAGUGGGACAGAGCCUCCUUUCCCUGAAGUGCAGCUGUCCCUUUUCCUCACACAGAAUAUGAGUGUGGGCUGCUCUGUCCUGUUCCCUUUAAAAAUGCUAGUCCUUAUCAGUGCCAACUCCAGGAUUUCCGUAUGGAUGGGUAGGUGUGAAUCUAGUUGGAAGGGGGGACUUGAAGCUAAUUUAAAUGACGCUUUCUGUAAGGGGGAGAACACGUCAAUUGUCCAUAACAAGGAGUCUGGUGGAGGGAGGGACAGAUGGAGAUUAUGAGGUGAGGAGUAGCAUUAAAGCCAGCCUAGCAUCCCCCGGGAGCCACCCCUGGUUUUCCUGUCGUCCCUUGGAGCUACAUCCAGAGCAGUGUAGAAAACGAAGUGCCUGUUGAAUAUGAAAAGGCACUACCAAAUUAUUUUAAUGAUAAGGGGGGGGUUACUGUCAUGUGCAUUCUUACCUAGUUCCCAUCGUGUCCUGAGACACAUUCUUAAUACAGUUUUUUGUAUUUAAGGGAAAAAUCCAUGGACAUAAUUUUAUUUUCUUUAUACUAAGCUCUGGCUCUUGCAGAGAUGGGUCCUGUGAUCAUGGCCUGUUCAGAUCUGCACAGUUCAGAUGGGAUCUCUGAAUCAGAGAUUCAGUUCUGGCAGUUCUCCUUUCUAGUAAUUUAUAUAUAUGACUUUAUUUACAUUUUAAACAUCUCUAGGAUGUACUGCCAUUUUACAGAGACAAGAAUGGUCCCAGAGUUGAGCGACUUGCCCAAAAAUCACAUGAUCAAGCCAAGACUAAAAAUCCCAGACUUUCGGACUUCCUCUGCCCUGGGUUAUAACCUUGUUUUUCCUUGGUAGACCUGAGUCACUCUGAGACCCAUAAUUUUGAAACAGUGUGUCAUGAAUGUUUAGCAUCUUUCUUGGGCAUGCUUUUCUACAUAUUUUGAAUACACUCAGUGGGGAUUAUCCAAAAAUGCCAUAUCUGCCUGUAAUAAGUGGGGAAGAAAAUUAAUUGCCUAAGAAAUAGCUAUUAAUACUUUGCAACACAGGGUUGUAAAUUGUGCUCCUCAUUGUAAGCUGCUGCAUGAGCAUGCUGACAGAAUUAUUAACCAGCUUACUUUGCUUGUUUUCUAUCUGAGUCAAUUCCAGAGGAAUAGCCUUGGAAUUGAGUGUUUUUUGAAUCAUAAAUUUUAAAUUUCUGUUUUUAUAUAGCAAAGUGUAUGAUGUCAUACAUUGAGUAAAGUCUGUUACCUUUCAACAAAAGAUACAAUUUCAAAAUCAGGUUUUGUAGUCUCUUGAUAAAACUGAUCGCAUGACUUCCUUUGAGGAUAAUCAUCGAGCUCACGUGUAUUUGAGCUGCCUAAAGUAGUAACUGAAGCUGCGUUCCACAGUUCUUACUUCUCUUCCACCGGCUUCUGAUUUAUCCUAGCUGGCCACACAGCCUGCCUGUCUGAAUCCUAAUCUUCUGUAUUUUCCACAAGGAGCAAAAGUCAAGACGUUAUCCACUUGCAUGAGCAUCAUUCAUAGAAAUUAGUUUUGCUUACGAGUUUAAGAGAGUUUGAGAUUAUGUUUCAGAUGCAGCAUUUUAAAGGGAACAAGUUCAUUUGCAUCAAAACUCUUGUGUUGUUUUUUGGUAAGAACUGUGCAGAAGAGGGAAUUAGCUGUUACGUGGUGCCAGAUUUAGGAGAGGCGGAGUGUGAUCUUUAUUGAGUGGUGUGUGCUUGAUAAAUAAGGCACAUUUAACCUUGAAUUCUUUUGAAAUCAGAUGCAAUUGAAAAUUUUGUUUUGCUGGGCUAUGAAACAGGCUGCAAACAAGGCUGUUUUGACAGCAAAAUGACCGAAAGCUGAAAUAAAAUUUCUUAUUCUGUGAUGCUUAUGGCAUCCUUUGCUAAGGAGUAAAGCUCCACCCUGACAAUAGGUAAUUAAACUACUUACGAAUCUCACAUAGAAGACUGUGCUCUAUCUUUUUUUUUUUUUUUUGGCAUCAGAAACACAGUCUAAAGCACAGCCUUGGAAGUUCUGGAGCCACAGAGGAGCAGAGCCAUCACGGAGGUCGCUUGGAGUUGAACAAGUUAGUCAAGAGAAAGGAGCUAGGCCGGCAGCGUCAUUGCUGCUGUGAUGGCCCCUCCACUUUGGCUCCAGGUGAGGGCUCCUGGUGAUAUUGGAUUCAUUUUCAGGUCCUUUCUUUAGUUUGGCUUCAUUACCGUGGUGUGGGCCGUACACUUUUUGUUUCCCCAGGGAGAAGUCUCAGCAUUAGGAGCCUCAGUCAGUGUUCUUCUGUAAGUCCGGUGAACCUUCUGUGAGCUGGCGUGAGAACAGAGUGGCUUACCCUACUGGCUGUGGCUGAGGUCUGGUCGGGGGCACAGUUUACAGCAUGCAUCAUGAUUCACAGCGUGGGGGGAGGAAUGGUAAAAGCCGUUUGCUCUUGGUAUCAGCUGCUUCCUUUGUUAAUGCUGGAGCUGUCUUUCUUCUCAGUAUUUCCUUAUCUCCCACUCUGGUCAUCCAGUUAGUGGAGUUCCUAAUGGUGGCAGCAAUCAGGGUGGGGUUCUACCCCAUUAGAAUAUGGCACAGAGGGAGAAAGUGAGGGAAUCGGGGGGGGGGGGUUCUGCUACAGCACUAAGUGCCACGUGGCCCAGAGAUGCUUCCACCUACAUUAAGAUCCCCAAACAGAUGAAUGUCAAAUGCCUGGAAACAGCAACAUCGAAAAGAAGCAAGGAAAAUGAAUGAUCCUGCUGAAGAAUGUGGAUUGUAAGGUUCUUAACAACCUGGCAAAGCAAACUUACAGCCAAAAGGAGAAAUUUUCCUGCCACUGCAAAUAGACAUAAGCACUUACUAAAAAUUGCUGAGUUUUUGGAAUAAAAACUUUUCAAGUACAGUAUUGAAGAAUGAGGCAGAUUCCGAAGAUGUUGACCAAGAAAAGCAAUCUUGGCAAAGUCCAGAAGUGAGAAGGCAUGAGGAAGAGAAGGGGAGAUGCUUAGAGCAGGGGUGCUGGGGCCCCUCGACCACCAGCAGCAGCACACUUGCCCCCACCAGACAUACUGAACCAGAAACUGAGGGUGGGCCCCGAAAUCUCACAAGCCCCCCGGGGGACUUGGUGCACACGGACAUUUGAGAACCACAGGAUUUGCUGUACCUAAAUGUUUUAAUAUAUUGGCCUCCCCCUAAGCCCUGAGGUGCACUUAUGUUUCCCUCCAUAAGUAUAGACAUGUUUUGUGAACGAUUCUUUGCAGAAACUGUUAAUGUCUUUAUUUCCCAUACUUUUUCCCUACAGUCCCUAAAAGAUCUCCUGGAAAUAUUGAGAAAGAAUAAUGUGGAGAAAAUUGCCAUCAAGGCCAUAUUUAGAUGGAUGGAAACAACCUUUAAAGUGGAUUAAAAUAUAACAAUGAAUUUUUA